Molecule: messenger RNA, 678 nt
Organism: Propithecus coquereli (Coquerel's sifaka)
Lineage: Eukaryota; Metazoa; Chordata; Mammalia; Primates; Indriidae
Gene: PROP1
Product: PROP paired-like homeobox 1
Exons: 3
Coding region: 1-678 (225 amino acids)
Biological process (GO): pituitary gland development; regulation of transcription by RNA polymerase II
Cellular component (GO): transcription regulator complex
Molecular function (GO): DNA-binding transcription factor activity, RNA polymerase II-specific; RNA polymerase II cis-regulatory region sequence-specific DNA binding
Source: RefSeq, a predicted model, not a curated record
AUGGAAGCAGAAGGGAGGAGUCAGCAGGGUGAGCCAAAGCAGGGGCGAGUUUGCAGCAGCCUCUUGUCUGAGAGCCGCCCCGCCGCUGGGACUCUGCCCUCCGUGAUGGACACUAGUGCUGAGCCCUGCAGGAGGCUCUCUGGUGGCGGAGUGGGGAGGCCAAGGAUCCCUACGCAAGGAGCUCAGAGGGGCCGCCCGCACUCUCGGCGCCACCGCACCACCUUCAGCCCAGUGCAGCUGGAACAGCUGGAGUCAGCCUUUGGGAGGAACCAGUACCCUGACAUCUGGGCCCGGGAGGGUCUUGCCCAGGACACAGGCCUCAGCGAGGCCAGAAUCCAGGUCUGGUUCCAGAAUCGCAGAGCUAAGCAACGGAAGCACGAGCGGUCAUUGCUCCAGCCACUGGCCCAUCUGUCUCCUGCCACCUUUUCUGGUUUCUUACCUGAAUCCCCUGCUUGCCCGUACUCCUAUACAACACCACCUCCACCAGGGACCUACUUCCCUCACCCCUACAACCAUGCCCUUCCCUCCCAGCCGCCCACAGGUGGCUCUUUUGCUCUUCCGCACCAGCCUGAGGACUGGUACCCCACCUUGCACCCCACCCCCACUGGUCACUUGUCCUGUCCCCCACCCCGAUCCAUGCUUCCCCUCAGCCUUGAGCCACCAAAGUCCUGGAACUAA